Messenger RNA from Capronia coronata CBS 617.96, 1884 nucleotides. RefSeq lists its product as uncharacterized. Gene Ontology annotation, cellular component: cytoplasm. Bases 1 to 1884 code for a protein of 627 amino acids. The record is from RefSeq and is a predicted model, not a curated record. Gene Ontology annotation, molecular function: tRNA methyltransferase activity. The transcript has a single exon. Gene Ontology annotation, biological process: tRNA methylation. Lineage: Eukaryota; Fungi; Ascomycota; Eurotiomycetes; Chaetothyriales; Herpotrichiellaceae.
AUGGUGGAGAGCAAUCACCACACAACCCAGCGAUCUGGAACUCCGUCGCGCCGGCCAAAGAAACCCGCCAACCCGCUUGUGAAGGGUAUUCUUGCAUACUGCUCACAGCAUGACGUCGAAAUCAGCGAGGUACCCCGAGAUCGAGACAUUCAGUCGCCUAAUCUAGACCGGGAGGGUCAUGAUCUGGCUGUGGCUGAGCCGACACGCACGAAGCCGAGCAAACUGGGACCUUUCUACGAUGACAGUCCAUCGCCGAGAUUACAGUAUCGCUCACUCUCCCGCGCCGACAUUCCCAAACGCUACACGAUCUAUGCGCCAUUGGUUCUCUUGCCAUCGAAUUUCUCCAGCCAGAAUCCACGCUGGGCGGAAUUCUACCGGGGAUUGAAUGAGUCUGAGAGAACAGAAUUGUUCAGAUGUAUUGCUGAAGAAGGAUUCGCGGGGACUGCAGUGGAGGACAGAACGGGGAUCAGAAUCGCUAUUCUUGCGCCUAUUGCUGCCGAGGAAGCCGAGAUUGAUGGUCACCGGGAGUCAACUGUUGAUGAAACGGGGCUGUUGAAGUCAGGUUUACCCACGUAUUCGACAACAGUGGUGACAAUGUCGGAAGCGAAAGGAAUGCAUGAUCCGACAAAAUCAAAGUCGGUGGGCACCCACACGACCGCCUCAACGCGCAAACAGAAUGUCCUUCGGAGUCCGUCUGGGCUUGUUCCCGUCUAUGGCGAUUGGGGAAAGAUUCUGCCGCGCAGUUGGAGUCAUGGGUCAGGUUUGGGAUGCGAGCCCUGCAGCGCGAAUGAAGACCGGAGCCGGAAGAUCAUAACCAACCCCAGCCAACAGAACUUCCAGGAGGCUUUUUGGACGUCGACCUCGCAGCAUAAAGGUAUCACGCAGUGCUGGGCGCCGCUGUAUACGAUGUUCAGUCGAGGAAAUAUCUCCGAAAAGGCGCGGAUUCUAGGAGUUGUACCUAAAGCGACUGUCCAGAGCCAGUCGGCGUCUAAACCGCAGCCCGACUCGCAGUCGCCGGCCGAGACUUUCUCCGGGACCGUGACACAACCUCAAUCGACGUUCCCAGGUCUCACGGACGCCGAAUUCGGUGAACCGCUGUCCUCGAUCGACGUAGUGGACUUCUAUGUCGGCAUUGGCUAUUUCGCAUUUUGUUACUUGGCACGCGGAGUCCGGAGAGUAUGGGGAUGGGAUAUCAAUCCAUGGAGUAUCGAGGGGCUAAGACGAGGUUGUGAGAAGAAUGGGUGGGGAUGCAUGGUCGUCCGGGUGGACGACGACGGACGACUUGAUCUGCCUGGGAAUGGGACCAACGCGACGGAAGAUCGGUUGGAGGGCGACGACGUUGUUAAGGAAGUCGUUGCACGGAUCCGGCAAGGCGACGAAGCUGAUACCGAACGUGGACCUGGACGCGAAAGGCAGGAUCAACAUGCCCCUGUUAGGUGUAUUGCCUUCUUAGGGGACAACAAAUGGUCGGACACGGUCAUGGGAAAGAUCCAGCGUGAGAUGCAGCACCAAGGUCUGGCAUUGAAUGUUAAACACGCCAAUCUGGGAUUACUCCCGACGUCCAGGGGAAGUUGGCAGAAUGCUGUCAAGGUUGUAAAAGGACAACAGAGCCGAACAGAAGGGCGAAGAGGAGGAUGGUUGCAUGUGCAUGAGAACGUCGACAUACAACACAUUGAGGCCAUGAAGAACCGAAUCAUCCAGGACCUUGAUAGUAUUGUACGACACGAACCGGAACCGGAACCAGCUGGACAAGAAGAGGAUGGUUCAGAAGCCAUUUGCGUGCCAUCUUGGUCUGUAUCAUGCGACCAGAUCCAUCAGGUCAAGACGUAUGCGCCGGGCGUCAUGCAUUGCGUUUUUGAUAUCCAUAUCACACCUAAUGGAUGA